AUGGUAGGGCUGGUCUUGUCAGUACUCGUCGUGUUUGCAGUUAUCGUCAUUGGAAGCUUGCUCAUAGUUGACUUUGAAAUUCGCCAUUUGACCAUUGGGUUCCUAAGUUGUGCUUCUCUCAUAUCCAUGUUUGCUUCACCAUUGUUUAUAAUCAAUUUGGUGAUCCAGACAAGAAGUGUUGAGUUUAUGCCAUUUCAACUGUCCCUCUGCGCGUUUUUGAUGAGCACGUCUUUCCUUUUAUAUGGAAUCUUCAAUUUUGACCCGUUUGUAUACGUCCCUAACGGAAUUGGAACCGUAUUAGGAGUAAUACAAUUGCUUCUAUUCUCGUACUAUCGGAAGCCACUGAGGGAAGACUCUAUAGAACCAUUAAUAGUGUCUCACUCUACUGAUGCAUGA
Messenger RNA from Striga hermonthica, 396 nucleotides. The record is from the annotation of a GenBank genome assembly. NCBI's taxonomy places the organism in Eukaryota, Viridiplantae, Streptophyta, Magnoliopsida, Lamiales, Orobanchaceae.